Myxocyprinus asiaticus (Chinese sucker) is the source of this 4542-nucleotide messenger RNA. RefSeq names its product ran-binding protein 3-like. Bases 134 to 1642 code for a protein of 502 amino acids. The record is from RefSeq and is a predicted model, not a curated record. NCBI's taxonomy places the organism in Eukaryota, Metazoa, Chordata, Actinopteri, Cypriniformes, Catostomidae. Gene Ontology annotation, biological process: protein export from nucleus. Gene Ontology annotation, molecular function: GTPase activator activity. The transcript is spliced from 18 exons. Gene Ontology annotation, cellular component: cytoplasm; nuclear pore.
GCGUCGGAUCUCAGGAGGAUUGUGGGUAGACAGCGGAAGUAAGAUGGCGGGGUUGUCCGAAAAAGUGUUUUCUCUCUGAUGGACGAGGACAAAGAAGGUUGAUUUCAUCCUGAAGUGGGACUCAGACAGCAGCAUGGCAGAUGAGAAUGAGAAACCUGCUGUUGCUCCUCUGGUGUUUGUUUUCCAGAAAGAUACAGCACAAAAGAGGUCAGCAGAGGGAUCCAGUACAGAGGAUGAAGAGGACUCUGAUAAAGAAGAUGGCAUUUCCUGCCCUGCUGCCAAGAGAGGAAGAACAUCACCUUUAACACAGUUUCCACCGGCUUACUCUGUUUCUAAGAAUAAUGUUUUCAUGACAUCCAGUUUCUGUCAGUCACCAACUGCAAACUCAGACUCGGAACCUGAGGAGAAGACGGUGGGGUUUCGUCUGAAGCCCCCGACUUUGAUCCAUGGCCAGGCUCCAAGUGCUGGUGUCCCGAGCCCUAAACCCAAAGAAGCUCAGCGCAGCAUCCUGCGACCUUCAGUGCUGCAGGCCCCACUGACUCUCCCUCAGAGUGACACAAGCAACAGCAGAUCAAAUGGAUUGAAAAACACCUCAGGAGCAGAAUGGGACAGUAACUCCGAGGACUUGCCUGCUGGAUCAGAGGAUAAUGAUGUGUUAUUGGUGAAGAAAUGCAGAAAAACCUGUGAUGAACCCAAAGAACAUGGUGCACCAAUUGAGGCCACAUUUGUAUUUGGACAGAAUAUGAAGGACAGAGCAAAGGUGGGUAAACCUUGUGACUCGACUGAGAGUGAAAAUGCAGAAAAUUCAGAGGAAACAAAUUACUUCUUACAGUACAUCAGUUCCAGCGAACAGAAAGCUGACAACAGCAAUGCCAACAGUGCGAAGUUUGUGUUUGGACAGAACAUGUCAGAACGUGUCUUGGCACUGCCGAAAUGUAGUACUGAACCAGCCGGCGACAGCUGCGAUUCACAGCCAGAGAUCGGCUUGUUCAGCCAGCUUUCCUCCUCACAAGAUCACAACCUGGAGAAGAGUGACAGCACAAAAGAAUCUCUGGAGGAGUCUGCGGCACGACAUGAAGCGCACAAAACCCAGAAGUGUUUAUUAGAACAAGUGGAGGUCAGGACAGGAGAGGAGUCUGAGAGCAAUGUGCUACAGAUGCAGUGCAAGUUGUUUGUGUUUGAUAUGGUCUCCCAGUCAUGGGUGGAGAGAGGAUGUGGAGUGCUAAGGCUGAAUGAUAUGGCAUCUGGUGAUGACGGCACCUUACAGUCCAGACUGGUCAUGAGGACUCAGGGAAGUCUUCGAGUGAUCCUCAACACAAAACUUUGGCCUCAGAUGCAGGUGGAUAAAGCCAGUGAGAAGAGUCUCAGAAUAACAGCUAUGGACACAGAGGAGCAGGGGGUCAAAGUCUUCCACAUUUCUUCCAGCUCUAAGGAUGCUGCCCAGUUGUUUGCAGCCCUGCAUCAUCGUAUCCUGGCACUGCGGAACAUCGGUGUGCAGGAGUCUGACACCCCGCCAGCUCUUCCUUGGGGAGAGAUCAUCCACUUCAGCGAUGAUGACGAGUCCCGCACACCUCCUGCAGUAGUUACACUUGCAUCAGGUAAUCCAGAGGCAGGUGUGUAUCCAUCCACAGGGGACACAUAGUGCUGAACCUGCUGCUGAUAUCAAGCUCACAAUGCCUCACUGCAGUCCUCUAAUUACUAUGCAGAUGUUUCUCUCUAAACUCAGUCCUUGGGUAUACUGUAGUCAUGUGCUUUUUAGUUUAUACAUUUUAUUUAUUUUAAGAACUGGACACGUAACACUCUCAACGUCAUCAUAUUGAUGAGAACAAGAGGCUCUUAGUUUUAGUUCAAGUGAACAGUUAUCAUUCGAAAUGCGAGCAGUCUAUGUGAGGUUUGAUUAUUCAUGAAAAAAAUAUGGAUGUGUAUUUAUCCAUCUAAUCUUUCAUCAAUGUUCUGUUCAGUUCCACCUGCACCGUUAAAAUCCUUCCUUACACCUCAUCAAGCUAAAGCUGCACUGCAUUAGAUCUUACACAUAAUAUCUCAGAACUACUUCGUAUAAAUCAUAAGAUCCGUAAGUCACGUUUAUAUUACUCUGUAGCUUACUUGUGUGGCACUGUAGAAUAGUACGAAUUUAAACGUAUAUCAUACACAUGAAACUGCUCUUUCCUUGAGCUCUAUAAAUAGUUCUGAAACAGAAACCUUCACAAUGCAGCUCUAAAUUGAGGUAGAACUCAUUUAGUUCACAUUUGUUCAGUCUCUUUAACUUCCGCUGCACGUCUGAUAUUUUUGCGCUUGUACCUCUAACUUGGACUCUUAGUGUAAAUGGUGAUUAUUUGAGCAGUGAACCUCAUGUGAAGGCCUCAUCUCUAGACAAAAGGAACAGUUGUACAAUGUUGUAAGCUUACAGUACUGUGAAUUAUCGUCCACUCUUGAAACACGGUAAAUGCAAUAGUACCUUUUCUCACACACAAUAUUUUUAUUAACAUUGUUCUGUAUAUCAGAGUUAUUAUUGUACAUAGUUUAGGAUACAAGCUUUUAUAGCAAAAUGUCUUAUUAUAGACAUUUAUUCUUAUCGUAAAAAAAAUAGCUUCCAUAUUGUGUUACUAUUUUAGUACUAUGUUUGCAUUACAGGUUUGUUUGUGUGGUGGACAUGUGGUUUUUUAAUCCAGGAGCUUUUGUCAUUAGAUCAGCAAAAUGUAGACUCUAUGCUUGUUUCUCACUGUAUUGACAGGAAUUUUGUGAACAACAUUACAGAUUUUUAGGUUGAGCAAUAUUUUCUGGAAAAGAGCUGAAUCACAGUUGUGAUUAUGCAGUUUUACAAUUGGUCUAUUAGGAUAAAUCUCAUAUUUCACCCCAAAAUGAAAUUAUUAUUUUUUUUAAGUUUUAUUAGUGUUACUUUAAUUAUUUGAAAGGAAAUAAUAUGUAAAUCAGCCUAUUUUUGUUCAAAGAUUCUUUUAAAAAUUCACAAUUUCGUGAUUAUUAACAUACACAAUUUCUUUGUGAGAAUCACCCAUUAUACUGUUUCAAGAUUUCUCGGAAGAAACUAAACCAAGUUCAUCUUCAUUUAUUGAAGGAAUCAGACAUCACUCGUGAGGCACAUUACUGCCAAACAACUAACACAUUUAAAAACUCUGUGACUCGCGCAAUGAAGUCAAAAAAGGGCUUUCCCCCACUGACUAUGAAUGCUGCUGUAUAUGCCCAAUACACUGGCAGUGAUUGGUACUCAUUUGUAGCAUAUUUUAAUAAUACAAAAUGUGACAUUGGAAAACAAUGCUUUGUAGAUGGUUAGCUUUGUGCGACUGUUUCUAUUCAUGCAACCGGAAAUGUGUUUAAAGCAGAUGAAUACUCAAUGUAGAUUGAGGGAUACUUUGUAAAGCUGAAGAGCAGGAUGUGCAGCAUCUGACCAUGUGAAAAAGACUAAAGAAGAAAGAGUUGAAAUGAAUAUGCUUCAGUCACGUGUAGCUGUUUUUCACCUAAAUGUGUUCAAACCAGUGGAACAGGUUACCUUAGUAGUUUUAUAGUUGUAUACUCUCUAAAAAACUGUUCAUGUGAAAACAUAUAUUUUAAUUAAAAUAUUGUAAAAUAAAUAAAAUUAGAGAUAUAUGUAGAUAUGCUAAUAGAUUUGUCACAGAUUUAGCAAGGAGCUCAUAAACAAAAUAAUAUUUCUAUUCCAUUUUCCAUUGAUUUUAGUGUUUUGUUUUAUUUUUUAAACCAACAACAGCACCUAAUUAUUGUUGUUUUGUGGGUCACAUUUUUGAGGGCCACUUUAUGCCCAUAAAGGGUUUCUAUAGUUAGAUGUUUCCCAUCAGUAUGAAAGCAUGUAAACUAGCAGGGCUAAAGGUUUACAAAAUGGAUGUUUGCUUAGUAAGAGUUGAUUGCUGUAAAUGUUUACAUUCAGUGUGUUGCAGCACGUGUACUGUAGGGGACACUCCUGGUCUUUUUUUUUUUUGGGUUGUUUGUAUAGACCUCAGAGAGACUGUGAACACAUCGGUGCUAUUUCUGGUCCAAACCCACUCAAUUGCACUAGUCUUGUGGUUUUAAUAUACAAUUUCAUUCUGAUGGAAGUGUUUUAGAGAUGAUUCAGAAGGGCUAGGCUGCUAUUGGACUCAAGCAUCUGUUGACUUCACUUGGAUAAUUACUGUUUUUUUUUUUUUUUCUAAUCAUAAUUUGGAAAAGUUUAAUGAUUGUAAAAUGUUGUUACCAGUGUGGUUUUCCAUGAACCAUGUGGCAAGUUUAACCAUUGUAAAACCAAAACCUGGAAUAUGCACAUAAUCUUGUACGUUUCUCCCCAACUUUACCUAUCCAGCAUCUCAGUUGUAUUUAGUUUUGAAGGAUCUCUCUCCGAAGUCUAUACUGUGUUUAUGUUUGCAGAUACAAAUGGUUUAAACACUUCUUACUAUUCCACCCCUCACAUACUGUAUAAUGGUUUUACACUGAAACCUGUUGCUGCUUUUAAAAGUCAAAUUCUCCUGCCACGUGAAAGCCUACAUAGCCUUUGCAUUUAAAUCAUACUGUUUCAUAAAGUUUCCUUUCGCAUUUGUC